Sturnus vulgaris (Common starling) is the source of this 751-nucleotide messenger RNA. RefSeq names its product ubiquitin domain containing 2 (gene UBTD2). The record is from RefSeq and is a predicted model, not a curated record. Gene Ontology annotation, molecular function: protein binding. Lineage: Eukaryota; Metazoa; Chordata; Aves; Passeriformes; Sturnidae.
CGGUGCAGGGGAGGGGGGCGGGGGGCGGCUCGGCGGCGGGUCUGCGGGCCCCAUGGGCGGGUGUGUGGGCUCCCACCACGACUCCUCGGGCAGCCUCAACGAGAACUCGGACGGUACCGGAGUGGCUCUGGGUCGUAACCAACCCCUGAAGAAAGAGAAACCCAAAUGGAAGAGCGAUUACCCCAUGACUGACGGGCAGCUCCGCAGUAAAAGGGAUGAAUUUUGGGACACAGCCCCAGCUUUUGAGGGCAGGAAGGAAAUUUGGGAUGCCCUCAAAGCUGCUGCCCACGCCUUCGAGAGCAACGACCACGAGCUGGCCCAGGCAAUCAUUGAUGGUGCAAACAUCACCCUGCCCCACGGCUCUCUCACCGAAUGUUACGACGAGCUCGGCAACCGCUACCAGCUGCCCGUGUACUGCCUGGCUCCCCCCAUCAACAUGAUCGAGGAGAAGGGAGACCUGGAGAGCCUGGAUAUCCCGGAUCCCCCUCCCAACUGCGGCCACGAGUGCCAGCUCCGCCUGCGCCUGUCCACGGGCAGGGACCUGAAGCUGCAGGUGCGCAGCAUGGACACCGUGUACCACAUGAAACGGAGGCUGCACGCCGUGGAGGGAGUGGAGCCGGCCAGCCAACGUUGGUUCUUCUCUGGGAGACCUUUGGCAGAUAAAAUGAAACUGGAGGAGUUGAAAAUCCCUAAGGAUUACGUGGUGCAAGUCAUCGUGAGCCAGCCUUUAGCAAAUCCCACCCCGGUGGAA